Messenger RNA from Closterium sp. Naga37s-1, 1731 nucleotides. The record is from the annotation of a GenBank genome assembly. Lineage: Eukaryota; Viridiplantae; Streptophyta; Zygnematophyceae; Desmidiales; Closteriaceae.
AUGGGUGAAGGCAGCAACGUGGGAGAGCAUUGGUGUGAGGCGGGGGAUGGAGAGGCAGACACCGAAUCAGAAGCGAGUGAGCCGCUUGAAACGCAUGGUGGUGCUGGCGAGACAGGCGCGCGAGCGUGGGCGGCACUGCGAGCGCGUGGGCAGCAGCGCGCGCGCAGGUGGCAGCGUGCGCAGCAGCGCGAGUGUGGGGGGAGGGGGAGAUGGGGGAGGGGUGGAUGGGGGAGGAGGAGAGGGGGGAUGGGGAGACGGGGACCUCAGGGUGAACGACGCAUGGGAGCAGCGAGCUGUGAGGUGGCGCAUCCCCUGCAUCCCCCUCUCCCUCCCCACCCCCCUCUCCCUCCGCAUCCCCCUCUCCCUCCCCACCCCCCUCUCCCUCCGCAUCCCCCUCUCCCUCCGCAUCCCCCUCUCCCUCCGCAUCCCCCUCUCCCUCCGCAUCCCCCUCUCCCUCCCCACCCCCCUCUCCCUCCGCAUCCCCCUCUCCCUCCGCAUCCCCCUCUCCCUCCCCAUCCCCCUCUCCCUCCCCAUCCCCCUCUCCCUCCGCAUCCCCCUCUCCCUCCCCACCCCCCUCUCCCUCCGCAUCCCCCUCUCCCUCCCCAUCCCCCUCUCCCUCCCCAUCCCCCUCUCCCUCCCCAUCCCCCCCGCAACGACGCAUGGGAGCAGGGAGCUAUGAGGCGGCGCAUGCUAGUGGGGUUGAAGGAGGUGGGGCAGGUGGGCAAGGCUCAAGGCUGGAGGAGAUUUCCUUGUGUUUCCUCAUGUCCGCCGCAUGCAGGGAGCAACGAGGCGGCGGGUGCUGGCGGGGCAGGCAGUGCGCAGUGUGUGGUGGUGGCAGCUGCUGUGGAGGAGGUGUAUGGGGCAGGUGGGGGGGGGAAGGUGCUGGUGGGGGGGGGGGAAGAUGCUGGUGGAUGGCGAUUGGUAUCUGCCUUCACUCACAUCAUUGACACCCAUCCUCACAACCCCCUCGCACCCGCCAGGAUGACCUUGCCAUGGGCUGCUGUCGGCAGGCUCUGGGACACAUGCGGUAAGCUGUGGGGGCGGUGUGUGCCUUUCAGGGAAUCACCAGGUAAGCUGUGGGGGCGGUGUGUGCCUUUCAGGGAAUCACCAGGGAAUCACCAGCGAAGCUGUGGGGGCGGUGUGUGCCUUUCAGGGAAUCACCAGGUAAGCUGUGGGGGCGGUGUGUGCCUUUCAGGGAAUCACCAGGACCAUUGGGCGUACAAGAAGGAUCCCCGACAUCUCUUUCACCAUGGGGGUUACACCAUGCUGCCCCCUGCUACUGCCUUUGCGCCCCGCCGCCCCUCGGGGGAGAAUGGCUGGUCGGGGGCGGUGGACAUGGACAUGGUCGGUCGGAGUGUUCAGUACAGUGCUGUUGGCAAUGCCAUGAAUAGGAGAGCCGUAAGUGAUGGUGGUUGGGCGAAUGGAGGAGCACAAGAGGGGGAGAAUAGCUGGUUGGGGGCGGUGGACAUGGACAUGGUCGGUCGGAGUGUUCAGUGCAGUGCUGUUGGCAAUUCCAUGAAUAGGAGAGCCGUAAGUGAUGGUGGUUGGGCGAAUGGAGGAGCACAAGAGGGGGAGAAUGGCUGGUUGGGGGCGGUGGACAUGGACAUGGUCGGUCGGAGUGUUCAGUGCAGUGCUGUUGGCAAUUCCAUGAAUAGGAGAGCGGUAAGUGAUGGUGGUUGGGCGAAUGGAGCACAAGAGGGGGAGAAUGCAUGCUUCGCACGGUGGAUUUGA